Tachysurus vachellii is the source of this 3272-nucleotide messenger RNA. Its product is annotated as kyphoscoliosis peptidase-like. Lineage: Eukaryota; Metazoa; Chordata; Actinopteri; Siluriformes; Bagridae. Bases 154 to 2694 code for a protein of 846 amino acids. The transcript has 7 exons. The record is from RefSeq and is a predicted model, not a curated record.
CAGCCCUGGGCAUAGAGGUUAUAUAACAACCUUCAGUCUCCAGGAGGUUGGGGCUAAAUUAUCAGCCUAAUGACAAAGACGACCAGCAGACACAUCAGUACGCCAUCAAAGAAAAAGAUGUCCCAUAAGAUUUCACAAAUAUAAGUGACCGUGAUGUCUGCUGACCUAAAGAUUUCAAAUAAUCUACAAGAGCUCUGUCAGGCCACUUGUAAUGCCAAUCAAAUGUGCCGUGAAAAUGAGGACAACAACAACAACAUCAAUAAUACCAGUAUAGCAGGUGAGCCCUUGCUUCUCCCUAGUAUGGUGACUCAGAGCCAAGAACAAGAACACAGAAGUGAAAAGAGUUUCAAGACUCAAGGUAAAGAAGAUGAAACAAACGACCCCCGAGGAGAUCUGUGUAACACAGUAUUCUCUACUAAAAUCUCAAACAAUAAGAACCAGACAGAAAAGGCAACACUAAAGCAUGCUGUUUCAACUAAGAGUUCAGUGUUUGAAAAAUGGGCUGCUAUGGAUAAGGCGAAUCAGAGACCCCUUGCCAAGAGACAGCUUUCAGACAUCAGCCAAACUUCCACUUCCAGAGCUGUGAAGAAGACUUUGGUGAAAGAGAAAGAUCCGACUAGAGAGAAGGUGCCUAGUAUUGCUACUCAGCAGGACACGAAAAAUGAUCACAUGAUCUUGAACCAGCGUGGGUGUAGAAGAAAACUGCAGAAGGAACUGAUCUCCAACCUGGAGGAUUUCUACAGAGUGGACUCACAUGCAAUCGGUGCUAGCCAAGAGCUAAAGAGUAAGAAGAUCUUCUCAGUACAGACUAUUGCCAGAACCAUCACCAAGGGAACAUCUACUGAUUUAGAAAGACUUCGUGCAAUCUGGAUCUGGCUCUGUCAUAGCAUCGAGUAUGAUUUGAAUGGGUACCUGGGUCUGACUGAGAAAGCGUCUUCUCCUGAGCAGGUUAUUGAAACAGGUCGAGGAGUUUGCUGUGGAUUCUCCAGUGUCUGCUUACAGCUGUGCAAAGAGGUUGGCAUUGAGUGCAGAGAAGUGGGUGGACAUGGCAAAGGUGUUGGAUACAAAUUGGGUCAGAGCUACCAGAACACCAAGUCAAAUCAUAUGUGGAAUGCGGUACGUUUGGAGGAUCACUGGUAUCUGCUGGAUGCGUGCUGGGGAGCUGGAAGAGUGGAUAUGAACACCAAAGCUUUUAUAAAGAGAUACAAUGAAUUCUACUUCCUGACUGAUCCAGAAGAUUUCAUCAGUUCACACUGGCCUGAUGAAGAGGAGUGGCAGCUGCUGGACAUCCCCAUUAAGCUGGAGGAGUUUGAAAAGAGUGUGCUGAAAACCUCAGAGUUUUACAAGCUUGGGUUAACGCUCAUAUACCCAAAACAAUACUUACUCAUUACAGAGGAUGGUGAGGCUUUCAUAUCAAUGACUUUCUCUCAGCCUGUGGACUUCACAUACGAGAUUUCCCAGAAGCACAAUGGGGAACACAAGGAGCUGAGCACUUCUAUGGGUCUACUCACCGUCACACAGAACAGCAUGAAGCUCCAACUGAUGCCGGCAACUUCAGGAACAUUUGAGAUCAUGCUGUUUGCACGGCCAGGACAUACUUCUGAAAAGUACACCUGGGUGUGUUCCUUUCUACUGGAGUGCAGUGUGCCUAAGGCUUCAGAGUAUCGCCCUGAGAACCCGUACCUGUACUGGGGAAUGACACAAGAUGCUGAAGAUCUGGGAUUGAAACCAUGCAGUGGUAGUGAGGCUAUUUUAAUUAAAUCAGGGUCAUACGAACUAAUGUUGCACACUAGCAGGCCACUUAUGAUGCUGUGUGAAAUAAGUCAUAAGGAUUUGGAUGACACGCUGGCUAAAAGAUGUGUGGUCACUCAAAUUGAAGCAGAUAAACUUACCUGUAGUGUUCUUUGUCCAUACACUGGUUUUUACAGACUCUCUAUAUUUGUCAAGGACUACAAAAGUGAUUGGAACAGAUUCCAGAAUGUAGGGAACUUUCUUCUGCACUGCAUCGCCAACCCAAUCAACUUAAAUCAGCUUUUCCCUCCAGAUCUCAGCUACUUUUGUGGCCCUGGGAUCAGGUCUGAUGAAGCUGGCCUAUCAAAGUUCAGCCACACAGCACCAAUAGUGAACACACAGCAGGGAAAAUGUAACAUUACCUUCCAGAACCCACAAAAUCUGGACCUUCUUGCCAUUUUAAUACAUAGCAAAGAACAGUCUGGACACCCCCUUUCUCAGCAUGUCUUCUUCACCCACAAUGGCAGUAAGGUCACUCUCAGUGUGGUCCUGCCCAAGCCAGGAGUUUACAAGCUGAGUCUUUAUGGAAAGACUCCAUCCAGCCAGGAAUUUAAUCUUCUGUGUGAUUUCAUCCUUCAGAACAGCUCAGAGAGUACAUGGCCCCCAUUUCCAUACACCUACACAGCCUGGAGGAAGGGCAGUGUGCUGUUUGAGCCACGCUCGGGCCUGCUUGAACCUCUGUGCUGGGUUCAGUUCCGUGUCCGUGUUCCUGGGGCUCGCAGAGUCAUCGUGCUGGGUGAGCAACAAGUGGAUCUGCAGAUAAAUAAAAGUCACAUUUGGGAAGGAGAGGUGUUCACAGGGAAGAUGGAACAGAUCAAACUCGCAGCCAGUCAGGAGGAAACAUCUGAUCAGAUAGAGAUCCUGAUGUGCUUUGAUGUGUUAAAAACACAAAAUGAGAUGUAAAAAAAGGCCAGGAUAGGUGCAUUGUAAGGCACGUCCAGGGUCCAAGGUUCGAUCCUGAUGGAUUCAGAGUGUAUUUCCACCUUGCACCCAGAUUCCCAGGACAGUCUCUGAACAACUCUCAUCAGGAUGAUGUAAUUACAGAAAACUGCAUGCUGAAAAGUUCAAUUCAAUCUAGGAUUAAUUAAAAAAUAUACUGUAGUGAUCGUGACUGAUAAACAUUAAUUGUAAGAAUUUACAAAAAGCUCUGGCAGCUUUCAUGUUUGUUUUGAAUUUUUAUGAAACUUUUGUCAUAAUUUUCUUCAGGGUGCUCAAGAGAUUCUGUACAUUUCAAUGUGUAAAUGUGUUUUUCAGAAAUGGCACAAAAAAAAAAGCUUUCUACCUAUUAGAAAUCUGACUGUGUUAGGACACUAAAAGAAAUCAUGCAAAAUGUAGUGCUUAGGUACACUUGAGUCAGAAUGAAGCUUUUAAACCUAUUAAUUGUAAGAAAUUCCAAAUAAAGAGCAUGUUUAAAUUUCAAGCAUCAUCAUCAUGUUUUAAAUAAAGUGCUUUCCCUGUAAAAGUAUUUAUUCUGUAUAAUA